Cuscuta epithymum is the source of this 873-nucleotide messenger RNA. The record is from the annotation of a GenBank genome assembly. NCBI's taxonomy places the organism in Eukaryota, Viridiplantae, Streptophyta, Magnoliopsida, Solanales, Convolvulaceae.
UUGGAUUUAUCAAUCUUUUCUCAUAAAUUCUUUUGUUCUUAGAACCCUGUCAUCAUUCAUUCUUCUCACUGCUAACUGCUUCGGAUGGAGGUGAUGGUUAACCGUGAUUUGCUAACAUGUGCCUCCCAUUCACGCCCUCAUCUCCUUUCCGCCUUCUUCACGCGCCCCCGCCGCCCUGGCUGUGCCACUCAGAACCCAACCGGAUCAAAAGUGCACAUGGAUGAAACCAAAUGCAAGGAGGUAGAUGCCCAACCCUGUGAAGGUGAGGAUUGGGUUGACGCAUGCAUUGAUGGGAAUGAUGGCAAGGACGGAGGAGAAGAUCCAAAAAACAGCCCUGAUGAGAAUGAUAAAAACGCUCCUGGAGGGACAAGAGGAGAGAGUGAUAGUACGGGUCAUGGCAAUAGCAAAGAACAUGGAGAGGAUGAAGAAGAGGGUGAUGAUGGAACCAACGAAGGUCACACUCAUAACAACAAUGAUGACAAAGAUGACGAUGUAGAUAGCGAUGAAUACUUUAACAAUCACAAUGAUAGUGAAGAUGAGGAGGAAGAAGAUGUUGAUGGUAGAGGUGAAGAUGAGGAUGAAGCUGCGUACCAAAAUAAUCAAGAUGGUCAAGGCCCUGAAACAACAGACAAAGAGGGUGAUGAAGAUGACGAAGCUCCCCAGCCUCCAAAGAAGAGGAAAGUGUGAAGCACGACCCCCCUGACUGACUUCAAUUUACUUUCUAAUCAUAACGUGCAAGACAAUUAUGAAUUUCUAAUAGAUGUCCAAGUUUCUAUAUUUCAUUUCAUUUAAAAGGCUUUGAUUGGUUAGCCAAUUGAGCAAACAAUCACAUGUCAGCAUAAUUCAUUGCACAACCUUUAAGAACUCCACUGC